Bactrocera oleae (olive fruit fly) is the source of this 5406-nucleotide messenger RNA. It is a transcript of the gene Phlpp, whose product is annotated as PH domain leucine-rich repeat protein phosphatase. NCBI's taxonomy places the organism in Eukaryota, Metazoa, Arthropoda, Insecta, Diptera, Tephritidae. The record is from RefSeq and is a predicted model, not a curated record. Gene Ontology annotation, molecular function: protein binding.
GUUUUUUUUCAGUGCAUCUUCUUCUUUGCUUGUGCCUUCCGUUUUCCACCACAAAGUGUUCAUCAAAGUUAGCUUGGCAAGACAGGUGUAUGCAAGUGCGUGCUCUUCCAUGCGUAACUAUUUACCUCUAGACAUUUUCAGUAAAGUACGAUCAGCUGAAAGACCUGGAAGCACAAAUAGUGUUUCAAGAAACAGAAAGUGUAAAAAAUAUAAAUAUUAAUAAAUAAGUAAUUAAAAAGUUAUAAACAUUCUCCUAUCUUUAAGACAAAAUAUAAAAGUGUUUUUUGUUAAGUUCAAAAUUGUUGUGUUUUAAAAAUAAUCGAAAUUCAAGUAAAAGUAAAUUGUGUGUGAUUUCGAAAUCGCUGAUGCGUGGCUAUUUAGUUGUUGCGAAAACAGUAAAGUACCUCAAAGAAAAUGAUUAAAUCUGCUAAGCAGAAGGCUUGCAUCGAAAUGACGGGAUCAAAGUUGAAAAUAAGAACAAACACUCUAGAACAGUCGAAUGUCAAGGAGUUAAAUUCAAAUGAAAAGAAAAUAGGCUGCGACGAAACUCAGCUUGGGGGAAAUAUAUUAAUCGGAAAUUAUGAUUUUUUAAAAGAAUUGGAAAUCACUGAUAAUGGCAUGGAUAUACUUGAUUUGAGCUCUUUGGCACAACUUGAGACCCUCAUUUGCAAUCAUAACAAAUUGAAGGAAUUGAUAAUGAAUGGAAAAAGUUUAAAAACAUUAACGGCCAGAUACAACAAGCUCGUUACAAUAAAAACGCUUUCUGCGCCUACUCAGCUCGGAAAUAUUGACAUUUCGUAUAAUGAUUUUGAGGAACUACCGGAUUGGUUGGGCGCAUGUUGUAACUUAGAGAAUUUAUAUGUCGAACACAAUCGUCUCUGGACCAUUGAUAAUAUAUUCGCUACAGACGGAUUUCGCAAAUUGCAUACAUUCAGUUUGGCCUACAAUCAGCUAACAACCUUGAAUGUUUCAACACUAAUUUUCGGCGCUGUUGCACAUUUAUACCUGCACUGCAAUAAAUUGCAAAAGCUACCAGACAACUUCUUUGCAAUUACACAUAAAACACUGAGGUUGCUAAAUGUCUCGUGUAAUAACCUGUGUGCGGUUGGAGAUAAUCAAGAGACCAAGGAUAACUGGUGCUUGGAAGAGUUAUAUCUAUCGAAUAAUAAUCUAAAUGAAAAUAUAUUCUCCACCUUUGUGGGUGCGAGACAGUUACGCAUCAUACACGCCGCUUAUAAUAAUAUACGUGAACUACCUGAAAAUAUUAUACGAAAUUGGAAUGACUUAGAGGUGCUCGUGUUAUCGGGGAAUAAGCUACAAAAUCUACCGGAAAAUAUUUGCGUGCUUACGAAAUUGGAAGUUUUGCGUUUACAUUCGAAUCUGCUACACACAACGCCAAGUCUUACGAAAUUAGCGAAUUUGAAAGUUUUAGAUUUGGCACAUAAUCAUUUGGAUCACGUAAAUCUCUUGAGUAUUAUGCCAAAGAAUAUAAAAUACUUGGAUCUGUCAUGCAACCUACAAUUACAAUUCGAUGAGCGACAAGUGCAGAUGUGUCAGUCUUUGAAGAAAAUGAGUUUAGUGGAUGUGAGCGGUAAAAAUCGCGCUUGUUUGCCAACAAACAAAUUGGCUGAAAUGAAAGAUAGUAAUGUCUUGCGACAACCCUGGACGACCGGAUUUACCGAGACGACUGGUAAAUGUCGAAAACUGUUAGUUAAACAAAUACGUCUUUGUAAUUUUGCAGAAGAUGAAGGCCUUUUCGGUAUGCUCGAAUCGGCCACUUUGGGUGCGCUCAACACGGCAUUCGUUAAUUUAGUGCCACAAAUAUUAUUACACGAGCGUAGUGUCAAAGAAACAGCUAAAGAAUAUAUGAAAUAUACAUUAUUGUCGGUCUAUCAGCGCUUAGCAAAUGAGAAAGGCUGUGAAGAUCUACAUAUUGCGCUGUGCCACAUCGCAAAAGAGAACGCAGGCUUCAAAGAUUAUAUGAGGCCAAAGCGUAGUAAACGUUUCAUUUUACGCGUUGCCAGUAUUGGUAAUAUUGAGGCGCAUCUUGUGCGCAAAACGUCAACAAUUUGUCUGACAAGUGACAGUUCCAAUGCGACGUUGACGCAAGCUAAUAAUUUUAAGGACUCAGCAAAUGCGCUUAUUACUGAUCCCACAAUACACGAAACAUUUUUAAGCAACGACGAUGAGUUCUUAGUGAUCUGUAAUGCGAACAUUUGGCGUGUUAUGGAUAUCGAACGCGUCACACAGGAGAUACGUCGUGAAGAGAAUAUAGUUUUAGCUGCCAAACGCUUACAAGAUAUUGCACAAAGUUUUGGCGCAAAUGAGAAUCUGAGCAUUAUAAUUGUACGUUUCAGAUAUAUUGGCACCGAUGUGGAUGAUCUUUUGAAAGAGCUAAAGCAAACGGUACGCAAGAAUCCCAUCACACAAAAUAUGAAUUGCGAUGAUAAGCACUCAAUCGGUAGUCAACGUUUAAUUGGUCGCUGUUCGCCGCGUCAGGUCUUAAUGGGCGCAGUGCUGAAAAGUGAUCGCUCCUCGCCAAGUGGCCAAAGCGAUCAAGUACAAAAUUUUCUCAAUAAAGGUGUACACGGCGAAGAGUAUGCCUUUGCAACCGAACAUGUACUUGAAGAGGACGAUGAUGAAUUGGAAAUUUUACAUGAAACCGAUUCAGUGCUGUCAGAAGAACAAUUCAAAUGUUGGGAAUAUAUGUUGGAACAAAAUACACAACUACUCUUCGACAAAGAACUCAAUACAAUAUCCAAAUCGAUAACGAAAAGUCAUAAUAAUGAGUUACCGGCGGAACUUAAUAUCAGUCUGGAUAAAAGUGAAUACAAAGAAAGUAAUUUAAUAAAAAGUUUUGGUAAUCGCUUUAUAUCGCAUAGUUCGCCGCAGUUGUUGUACAGUGAAAUUAAAAAACCCUUAACAACAUUUGCACACAAACAUCAGGAGAAACGUCAGCAGCAGCGUCAACAACAGCAACAACAACAACAGAAACAUCAACAGCAAGUAUCCUUCCUGUCAAAACAUUUCGGCAGCUGUCGUUCAUUUCAAACGCAAUCUCGUUAUAACCUCUUCGAAUCGAAAAGUCAAAAUUCGGUUAAUGUUGGCCUCAGCUCGAAGUGGAGUGGUGGCCCGAAUGCUGCCUAUUUCGGUUCAUUACAACGUCUAAUGCCAUAUAAUUUGGAAUAUGAUUUCACAGUUACACAAGAUCGUACAGCGUUCAACGAGGAAGAUGAUGAGUACGAUGAACAGGAGGAUCGCAUGAAAAAAUAUUGGGGCAUAGCGACUACAGAGCUCUAGAUGUACAUAUAAUAUCUAUGUAUAUGCAUUAAGGUGUCCGUUAUUUCCCUUAAGGACCUUUUUGUAGCGCAGAAAAUUUUAUAUUAAAAUAUAAUUUUAUCAAAGUUCUAUGUUUACUUGCUUGCUGCAAAAUAUCAAAAAAUUCCAUGUUAUAUACAUGGGAAAUGAAACAUAAUUCAGGCGCAAAUUAAAUUGAAAAUAAGAACUUAUUUCGGUUAAAUAAUUGUUAAUGGUAAAAACUGAAACUUCUGGGGCGUCUGCAAAGAAAUAAUCUUGGGAAAUAACGGGCACCCUAAUACACAAAGAGUGUGUUCGCCACAUUUGAUUGCUGGUUAGAUUGAUGAAAAAAUGUUUGAAAAGAGUUGCCAUAAGAAAAUUCAAAAGUUAAGUCUAACUCUAUUUGAGUAAUAUCCGGUGCAUAUUUUUAAAUUUAAAAUAACAAUUUUGAAAAAUGCUUAUGCCACAGUUUAUAUUGACAUAUUAUUGACAUAUACUAAUAUUUUCAACUUAAUCACUUAACUGGAAAUUCAUUCCAAUUUCGAUAUAAAGUUCACCUCCCAGACGAUGUUAAAAUUGUUUUUUUUUUUUACUCCAGUACAUAAUUAAGUAAAAGUUUUAAUGAAUCUCUAAAAAUACGAUAUUCUGAUCAUAAGUUGAUAAUAUUAUGACCUGUUGUUACCAAUUAUAGAUGAACUAGGAUUAUUUUUUAUUGAGUAUCCAUUCAUUAAAAAAUAUAUUAAAAAUAAAAAUUGAAUAUUUUAUAAAUACGCGAAACUGAAAAGCCUUAAAUUGAGUUUUGGACCUUAUACAUACAUCAAUUAAAAUAAAAAUAUUAAAGUUUAUCGAGUGACGUUUAUUCAAAAAAUAAUGAAUUUUUGAUGAUUUGAAUGUUAAAUCACAUUGAUCAGUUUUGAAAUCGAAGAUAACUAAAUGCAACUUUUGCGUCACGUUUUAUUUUUAAUCCAGCUUACACUCAAAAUCAAACUUGACUAAGACUGGUCCAUUUUAACUGUGAAGUCUCUAUAUGUCAAUUAGUGUGUGUUUGCCACCUGUUAGUUUGCAACGUGAAACGUUUGUCUGGCAAUUUUUACGAUGGUAAACAAAUUGAGCAAUGAGUUUGCUUGAAAUGUGUUCCAACCAUUUUGGUUAAUGUUUUUGGUCUGAUUUUCGACUUAUUGGGUUAUGAGAUGCCAAGUGAGGAAUGGUGAUUGUUUAAAAAUUUGUUUGCUUGUUAUUUUCGUUACAUUUCCAAUAAUUUUUUAAAAACAUUAAGAGAAAUUUGAGAUGAUAUUUGCUUAAAGUUUUUAAAUUUUGAUUGUUUUAGAAUUUCAAAAAUUAUUUGAGUUUUUUUGUUAGCUUUCGAAAUUUAUUAUGUAAAUAAAUAUUUUAAGGGAAAUCGAAAUGUUUGUCAUUUAAUACUAAAUAUUAAGAAUAAGAAUAGAUAAACUGUAGAUUUAUGUGCAAAAAUUAUUAUUUAUCGUAUAUAUAAAUUGUAAUUUAAAAAAUACCAUAUUUAAACUAUAAAUAAAUUUUCAGUUACAUAAUCAUAACAAUUGUUUAACAAUUUUAAAACUUUUAAAUAUGUAAAAUAAAUGUAAGCGGCUUUACAAAAUAUAAAAAAAAAUUUUAACCUUAUCACAAUACUCAUGUAUAAUUUGUGACCUAGUUCGAAAAUCAUCAAAACUAUUUUCGUUUUCGAAAUACUAUCAAAUAACGGUUCUUUUCUAGGGAAAAAGAUUAUUUCUGAAAAAUCUGCUCAUCAAUUGAAAUAAAUGAUACAACAAAUUAAGGCUAAAAAUUCCCCAAUUAUAUAUACAGUUUGUGUUAAUUAUUUAUGGUUAUUAGAAAAAGGUUUAUUUUGUUUAAUAAUGUUGAAGAUUUUUUACUUAGAAGUAGUAAUAUAUUUUAAUAUGUAUUUUGAAACCGUUCUUUCUCUUCGCAAAACUCGAAAUGCGCCUGUCAAUUUGUAUGAGAGCUGAUAUACAAACUAUAGUGGUCCGAUAUCGGGAAACCGACAAAUCCCACGUUUCCUUCUGUACACACUACAAACUUCAUGGCAAAUGUCAAUAUACACAUACUUUUCGAAAUCACAGUUCUCGUAAAUAG